Molecule: messenger RNA, 3027 nt
Organism: Dufourea novaeangliae
Lineage: Eukaryota; Metazoa; Arthropoda; Insecta; Hymenoptera; Halictidae
Gene: stum
Product: protein stum
Biological process (GO): proprioception; taxis; sensory perception of mechanical stimulus
Cellular component (GO): sensory dendrite
Source: RefSeq, a predicted model, not a curated record
CGGGGCCUCGAAAGGAUGAGGCGGAUCGACAACGGCCAUGCUCAACGACCACCUCCGUUCAGGGUGCUCGCGUCGCCCGAUGGGAACUACCUGUCGCCCGCGACGAUACCGCCGCCACCGCCGCGUGCACCAGAGCCGUACAAGAUCGCGCCGUCCACGACGUCGUCAUCCAGGGCGCAUAGACGGUCCAGCUUCGUGAUAAUCGCAGACUCGAGGCCAACUUCGCCCGAGGCGAGGAGCCCAUCGCCGACAUUGGCCACGGGUAGAGUCUCGCCGUUUCGAGGACGUGGGUUCAAGGGACCACCACCACGAUCGAGGUCGAGGCCUCAAUCACCGGAACACGCGGACGCUCGACGGAGAGGUCGUGGAGAUCGUAGAGUUUCAGUGUCACAGCAGAGCAGUCCAAGGAGAAGCCUGAUACCGCAGCCCGCCCGACAACGUUCAACGUCCCUCAGCAAAUCGACCGAGUGCCUCGCCGCUUCACCGAAGCCCGCCGGCCGCCGCGUUGAUUCACGGGCCCGUUUCAACCUGAACGACUCGAGGAACCGUCUGAACGCCUACGGGAACAGCAACAGCACCACGAAUCUCUCCUCUCGUCGCCAGACGGUCAAGACACCUAGCAAACUAUCGCCUAUUCAGGGAACCCCGACGAAGCCUGAAAAAACGCCGCAGUUCGUUCAUAGGGAUCGUUUCAAGGAAGUGAGUAGACCAUCACCAUCGAAGCCGCGGAAAGUAACUGGAUCGCCGUCCAAGAACGUUUCGAACUCGAGGAGACCGAAUCAGGAGAGGACUUCCGUGUCUGGCAAGACCCCGAGCAAAGAACGCGUAACAUCUCCAUCGAAGAUCCCCUUGAAGACGAACAGAAUCGGCACGAAUCCCUUGAACCCAUCCAGAUUCAUCAACAUCUCGAAUCAACCGAACGAUAGAGGUAAAAAAACCGGCGACAAAGGGUCCAAGGACGUUCGUCAUGGGAGCAAUCAAGGGAACGAGUCUACUCAAAGCGGUAAACAGUCUGAAGACUCCAAAGAGUCGAGCGAUAAGAACAAACGCGAUCUUCAUCUGAUAGAUCUUCUGAAACAAUCUUCCGGUGCCACUGGCACGUCCAGCGUGGUGAACACGACCGCCACUACAGCGGUUCUGUCGGACAAGGAUGCACCCGAAAAGAAGAAUCUCCCUGAGAAAAGAAAUCAGUCGGAUCCUCAUCACAGUAAAUCUUCCAACUCGUCGAACGAUGAUCUGGUAACGAGACAGCCGCAAAAUUCGCAAGCUACCGAUGAUCAAUGUUCGUCGAAUCCUCAGAUCUCGAGGCCUGGCAAGCCUGGUAUCAAUCGAACGAAACCUGGACCACAGAGUAGAAACGAAUCACCGGUUCCUACGGAAAAAAUUGGCGGCCAUUCGAAAAACAAUAGUUUGGGACAAUCGGCGAAGAACAUAGGUAAAGUGAAUGGUGGUGCGACGAGUAAUAACGGUUCGGCGACGCAGCGAUCGAACAAGAUCCAGAACUCCACGAACGAGCAACCUAUCAAGAAUUCGAGAUCGGGUGAUCAGAAGAUCGAGGAAUCGGUUUCGUCGCAACCUGCGACGAACUCGAUGAAAUCGAAUGAAGUGGUUAUCGACCCCACGAAAAAUCCUACAGGUUCUGAUCCAGAGAGACAAGCUACCACUGUCGCGAGUGCUACGUCGAAGCAAGAGGAGCCGAGAAUCGUUUCGAAGACGAGUAACGAGCCAGAAACGAAAGUUUCAGGGAACACGGGUACGGCGAAUGUGGUUCCCGAUCAAUCGACCGGCACGAGGACGAACAACGUGUCAGGAAUGGUUGGUGCAGUGAACGGAUCGAAAAAUGUGAACAGCGCCGGUGUGAAACCGCGACCAGUGAAUCAUGGUAGUGGAACGUCUCAGAAAUCGUCCGCGGGUAUGUCGGUCGAGUCGAUCGAGAGCGUACGAUCCACGGACACCGGGGUGAGCGUGGACACCGUCAGGGGUGUGUCCUCGCCGAGGGAGAAAACCGGUAUGCACGUGGUGAAACGACCCCAAGAGAUCGAGACCUUGAGCGGGAACGUGGUGCACCUGGAGCAAAAUGGGGAGCCAGCGGUGCUGCAAGCGGCGAACGGCGUUGGUGAACGGCCACCGGAGAGAUUUUUCACGCGUUGGAAGAGGUCCCUGAGUCGGUGCUGCGAGUGUUGCCCGAGCAUGAGGUGUCUCGCCUGUCGUACCGACCCGAAAGGACUCGCCUGGCCCAAGAAAAACACGAGGACCGACGUGGUAACCAAUACGAACGAGGUUGGCCAGCAACGCGCAGCCGCGGAGGACAAUGGGCCUGUUGGAUGUUGGCCGAAAUUCAAGAACAGAUGCAGGUGCAACCGACUCAGGGAAAUCAAAUGUUGCUCAAAAAGAUCGAGGAUCGCGCCAGCCGAGGCCGCCGUUUGUUGUCCACCGGAACGAAGAUUCGGCGCGAUUUGCCGUCGGUUGUUCGACGGCUGCAAAUGUUGCAAACGGAACAACGCCGAAGCGGAACGCACAAGAAGCAUACGUGCCAAGCACAGUCUUACCAGCGUCGCGCCGCCACCAUUGUCAGAGGAACCGAAGGCCAAGAUACCAGACGUUUUGGUGGAGCACAAUUCUUUAAUGCGUGGCGCCAUCCCCUGUCUACCAGUUCCUCUUGCCUGGUUCUGUCUAGUGUGGAACGUUUUACUGCCUGGUUCCGGUACCGUCUGGAGCGGUCUAUUCAACUUGUGCUCGGGCCAACCGAGAUUCUCAGCGGUCGCCGGACUGAAAUCGCGGCUUGGAGCUUUCGUGGUGAACCUGGUGGUCGGAGUAGGUCAAUUGUUCACAGUUUUAUUCUGCCUGGUUGGGUGGGGCUGGAGCAUCUGGUGGGGAGUCACUCUGGUCCGUUUAGCCAGGAAAUACAAGCGAUUCAAGGCUUCCGAAGCAGCCAUCAACGACCCAGAAGCCAGGGGAGGAGAACCUGCAGCUCUGCCUCCAGGUGUGCCGAGUCAGGCGCUGAGGGGAAUGGAACGGGCUCGAUAA